Sclerotinia borealis F-4128 is the source of this 1782-nucleotide messenger RNA. The record is from the annotation of a GenBank genome assembly. NCBI's taxonomy places the organism in Eukaryota, Fungi, Ascomycota, Leotiomycetes, Helotiales, Sclerotiniaceae.
AUGGCUGCAUUACAAUUCAUUGUCUUUUUCGUUGGUCUCUAUGCGCAGCGUAUCUACUCUCAAGAAAAUGUCAGUGGUCAAAUAUAUACCCCCGGUGUCGUGAUAGUUGAUGCGCCGCAGCCUAAUACACCGCUUGGUGGUCACUUCCUACAGGUUGCGCUAGAUGUUUCCUCAGAUGGACAGCUCCAACUUCCACCUUAUCCGAAUAAUGCAAUUUCUGAGAUUUAUAACAUCACAAUAUUUCUCUCCAGUUAUACCACAGGAAAGAACUUUACAAUCUCGAAUGGCACAGCGACGGUAGGAAAUGCAAGCUUAGGAGAGAUCAUGGCUCAAGAGUCGAGUAGCACGGUAAAACAUGUAAAUUGGGUCUGGCCUGAUUGUCUUGUUGGGGACGGCACAUCAGAUGAGAAUACUUCAAGGGGGGGGUAUAAUAUUUCCAUUCGCCAAAAUUUUCGAUUGAAUGGUACCGAUCAAUACACGAUCUUCGACCUACCAAUCCAAGUCACCAACUCGAUACCUGAGCAAAGUGAUAGACCUUCUUGUGAAUUUAUUAACAAUGAUUUAAUUCCCUGGGCAAUAUUGAACGCGUCGGCGAAUAACUUUACUCGUAUUGCAGGAACAGCGAUACAAACCACGGCUUCAUCUGAAGAUGGAAUUGGGGCCGGUUUCCGGAGCGAUUCACUCGGUAGCUUGAUCAAGAAAACGGCUUUGAAUCCAGCUUUUACUUUGAUAGUUCUUCUCUUAGCUCGCUACACAAAACGAGGGAAUGAUCUUUCGAUUCUCCAUGAAACAGCAUUCUCUCGAAUUCAAAAAUUGUUCUAUUUUGGAGUUGUCAUAUUAAUUUCGAAUUACUUGGAGAGGGGUGUUCAAAAUAAUUGGGUAGAUGAUAAAUAUGAUUGGCAAAAGGAAAUUGUAUUGAUCACUGGAGGAGCUGGAGGUAUUGGUGGACAAGUUGUGAAACUUCUCGCGGAAAAGGGGAUUACGGUUGUGGUGCUGGAUGUUAUCCCUAUGACUUUUGAGACUACAUCCAAUGUUCAUUACUACAAAUGCGACAUCACCUCGCCCUCCACCAUUGCUACCGUCGCUUCUCGGAUUCGCUCUGAGGUUGGAAACCCCACCGUCCUCGUCAAUAAUGCUGGCGUCGCCCGCGGGAAAAGUAUCCUCGAUUCUACCGAGAAAGAUAUUCGGUUUACUUUCGACGUGAAUACUGUUUCCCACUAUUUCAUGGCCAAAGAAUUCGUUCCAUACAUGGUCGAAAAGAACCACGGUAUGAUUGUGACUGUCGCAAGUAUUGCAGCCUAUCUCCCCGUCCCAAACAUGACGGACUACGCCUCGUCAAAAGCAGCUGCACUCUCAUUCCACGAGGGAUUAACCGCAGAAUUAGUCACCAAAUACAAUGCGCCAAAAGUGAGAACUAUAGUGAUUAGUCAAGGAUAUACUAAAACAGCGCUAUUCGAAGGCUAUAAGAAUGAUGCUCCUUUUUUGUUACCGACGCUAGAGGUUGACACGGUAGCAGAAGCGAUUGUGAAGAAAAUACUGAAAGGGAAGAGUGGUCAUGGUAUUUAUCCGGGAUUCGCAGUGACGUUGACGUGGUUGAGGGCGAUGCCGGGGUGGUAUCAGAAUAGGGUUAGGGCUGGAGGACAUAAUGUUAUGACGAAUUGGAAUGGGAGACAGGUUUUGGAUGUAGAUAGGUUUUAUGAAGAGAAGGAGAGAGAUAAGGGGAAGGGGAAGGGAAAGGAGAUUGAUGCGGAGAGCGAGUCGACGGUUUUGGUAAAUCUUUGA